AUGGGCCAAGACCUGUCCCCGCCACAGGGGAUCACAUCCCUGCUGGACACAGAUUUGUACAAGCUGACGAUGCAAUGCGCGGUCCUCAAAUACUUCCCGGAUGUUUACGUGACCUACGGCUACACGAAUCGGACCCCGCACAUGAAAUUGCAUCGCGGGGCAUACAAAUGGCUUCUGGAGCAGAUGGACAAAUUGGCCGUAAUUCGCGUCACUGCCGAAGAGCGUGAAUGGCUCCGCCAAAAGUGCCCCUACCUCAAUGACGCGUACCUCACCUUCCUAGAGACCUUCCAACUCAGACCCUCCGAGCAUAUCAAGAUCAAGUUCACUCCAGAACAAGAUACGGGCAGCGAUGACGAUGAAGGAAACGUGGAGUACAUCGUCGAGGGUCUCUGGCUCGACACGAUCUUGUAUGAAAUCCCGCUGCUGGCACUGACCAGUCAAGCAUAUUUCAUGUUCACCGACAAGGACUGGGACUACGAGAAUCAGGAAGAGAAGGCAUACAAGAAGGGCUGCACUUUGCUCCAGAAUGGAUGUAUGUUCUCUGAAUUCGGCUCGCGCCGUCGUCGCGACUACCAUACACAGGACCUGGUUAUGAAGGGACUCUGCCGUGCGGCAGAGGAGGGAAAGAAGCAGGGCUGGCCCGGUGUAAUGGCCGGAACUAGCAAUGUGCACUUUGCUAUGAAAUACAAUAAGGGUGCUGUCGGAACCGUGGCACACGAAUGGUACAUGACCAUUGCGGCUAUCACGGACGACUACCAGAAUGCCAAUGAGUUGGCAUUGAGUUACUGGCUUGGUUGUUUCGGAGAGGGGGUUCUUGGAAUCGCUCUCACUGACACCUUUGGUACCCCGGCUUUCCUGGAUGCGUUCAGCAAGCCCAUUUCAGCACCAAACCAAAAUGGUGAUAUUAAACCGAACACGAUAACCUACGCUCAGAGCUACGCCGGUGUCCGCCAAGAUUCAGGUGACCCAGCGUUCUUUGUCAAGCUGGUCCGGGACUUCUACGAUAGCCAGGGUAUUACCGACACCAAGACAGUGGUGUUCUCAGAUUCGCUGGAUAUCGAGCAUUGCCUGGAAUACAAAGCAAUUGCCGAAAAGGCAGGCUUUAACCCUACCUUUGGAGUGGGAACAUUCUUUACCAAUGAUUUUAUCACCAAAUCAACCGGACAGAAAUCAAAGCCCCUCAACAUCGUUAUCAAGAUCGCCACCGCGAACGGCAGUCCCGCUGUCAAGCUUAGCGAUAACUUGGGCAAAAACAUGGGCGAUUCUGCCAAGGUCCAGGAAGUCAAGAAGAGGCUGGGCUACGUCGAGCAUGAGUGGGAAGAGGGUGACGAGAGUCGCCGGUGGACGAAGCAGGCAUAG
This is a messenger RNA of Penicillium samsonianum, 1359 nucleotides long. RefSeq names its product nicotinate phosphoribosyltransferase. NCBI's taxonomy places the organism in Eukaryota, Fungi, Ascomycota, Eurotiomycetes, Eurotiales, Aspergillaceae. Gene Ontology annotation, biological process: NAD+ biosynthetic process. The coding region runs from base 1 to 1359 and encodes 452 amino acids. The record is from RefSeq and is a predicted model, not a curated record. The transcript has 5 exons. Gene Ontology annotation, molecular function: nicotinate phosphoribosyltransferase activity.